CCCGGCCGGAAGCCUCCGCCGGCGGCUGAGGCGGCGGGUGCGCCUUGGCGGCGGCUGCCCUCCAUGGCGCUGCCGCUGCCCCUGCCCGAAGCCGCGGCCGUGCUGGCCGCCCUCCUCCUUCUCCUGAUCUGCACGAUCGCUCAUGUAACUGCCAGAAAAAUGCCAACCCUUCACCGACACGAAGAAGAGAAAUUCUUCGUAAACGCUGAAGGCAGGAAAGAACCCGUACCAAGUAUACAUGAUCCCCCUACGAGGGAACUCUCUGUUGUUGUGCCUUCGUACAAUGAGGAAGACCGGUUGCCCCUUAUGAUGGAUGAAGCUUUGAAUUAUCUAGAAAAAAGACAGAAACGAGAUCCCUCAUUCACUUACGAAGUAAUAGUUGUUGAUGAUGGUAGUAAGGAUCAAACUACAAAGGUUGCAAUGAAGUACUGCAAGAAAUAUGGAAGCGACAAAGUGCGAGUGCUUUCUUUGGUAAAAAAUCGAGGGAAAGGAGGAGCAGUCAGGAUGGGUGUCUUUAGUUCUCGGGGGAAAAAAAUUCUUAUGGCUGAUGCAGAUGGAGCUACAAAAUUUGAAGAUAUUGAAAAAGUAGAAGAAGGUCUAAAAAAUCUUCAGCCAUGGCCUAACCAGAUGGCUAUUUCCUGUGGUUCUAGAGCUCAUCUGGAGAAGGACUCAAUAGCAAAGCGCUCUUACUUUCGAACUCUUCUUAUGUAUGGGUUCCACUUCCUUGUAUGGUUUCUCUGUGUCAAAGAGAUCAGGGACACGCAGUGCGGAUUUAAACUUUUAACCAGAGAAGCUGCCUUGCGGACCUUCUCAACUCUUCAUAUAGAACGCUGGGCGUUUGAUGUGGAACUUCUUUAUAUAGCUCAGCACUUGAGAAUACCUAUAGCAGAAGUUGCUGUCAACUGGACUGAAAUUGAAGGUUCUAAGUUAGUUCCCUUUUGGAGCUGGCUGCAGAUGGGCAGGGAUCUUCUUUUUAUACGACUGCGAUAUAUGACUGGUGCCUGGCAGCUUGAAACAAGAAAAUGUAAUUAGGUUAUUUACAUUUUCCAAAUAUAUUAUUAUACUUAAUGGAACAUGAGAACAGUUUCAAUCAAGUGAAGUGGUGAUGAAAGCUGAGGUAAUUCUUCAUUGCUCCUAUUGUAUGUUUAAUUUUUGCAGCAUGUACGUGUUCUAUAAGAUUGUCAGCAGGGAAUUUGUACAAUGUUUUGAAAAGAGAAAGCAUUUCCAAAAAGAUCUUCUUAUCUGGUAAUCAGGUUUUAUUUUCUUAAAUAGUAGCUUUAACAUGUCUUAUCAAUCACUCAAAUAAAUAUAUCUGCUUUUGUCUCAUCAUACAUUUGGAAUUUCCUUAUACAUAUAAAAAAGAGGCACUCUAUACUACAUUGUGCAAUAUUGUGUUGUGAAUGACCAUAACCAUUUUUUUCUGUAAUAUCUGGAAAUAUAUGGCCAUAUUGCAACUUGGAAUUAUCAAUCAUGGUUCACGCUGAUGCAUGUUUAGAUUCAAUGUUAUGGGAAACAUUAAUGGGUUUUACUGAGUUAUAACAGUAAUAUUCAUAAUGCUGUUGUAAGAACUUUCAGUAGUCUCUUGACAUUCCAAAUGUUUUUGUCUGAAGCUGAAAUAGUUUGUCUGAGAUCAAACUGCAGAUCGUCUCCAGAUUGUAAAAGGUCCAAGAGAAAGCACACUUCGUUUUAAAAUGUUGUCUUUUAUAAAUAUGUUUUGUUCAUAUGUACUAAUUAAUACUGCAUGCUCAAGGCUAGGGCUCCUUGGCAUCUACAAAUCUGUAGUGAAAAGGUUAUGCAGAGCUAAUUCAGAGCAUACAAAAAUGAGACCUGAUGUGCAUUGGGGGCCUGUGCAUUAGCAAUGCCAAUUUUAAGUUCUCAUGCUUCAAAUGAGAUCAGAGAGAGUCUUGAGUCUUUCUUAGUCAUGUCAUACUCUGUUACAGUACACGAGUUUCAAUGGUGCUUUCAAAACAGUUGUGGAUUGCCAACAAACUAAGCCAAUCUUUCUUUCGGAAAUGUGUACAAAUUUGAAUAGAUUUAAAGAAUGAAUGGUAUAUGGUUGUACUUUGACAUAUGAUUUCACUGGUGAUUUUUCUUACUCCUGCAAUAUCGAGUUGAGUUUCGCUCCUGUUAGGGUUACCUCAGUUUUCUAUAAAUUGAAGUGUUGGAAUAAAUUCUCAAAAAGUA
Molecule: messenger RNA, 2184 nt
Organism: Aquila chrysaetos chrysaetos
Lineage: Eukaryota; Metazoa; Chordata; Aves; Accipitriformes; Accipitridae
Gene: ALG5
Product: ALG5 dolichyl-phosphate beta-glucosyltransferase
Exons: 10
Coding region: 64-1032 (322 amino acids)
Cellular component (GO): endoplasmic reticulum membrane
Source: RefSeq, a predicted model, not a curated record